CAAUUACGUUGCUCCUAACAGUUCACCAAUUAAGUUGCUCCAAGCAGUUGACCAACUUCGUUGCUCCUAACAGUUCCCCAAAUACACUAACAACAAGAAUGCUGUACUCUAUCGUCAUCAUGUGCCUGGCGCUGACCGGAUGCUCGGCUGUUGCACCGGUCACCUUGACAACAAGAGACAAACUUGCUUUCCUCAAUGCCCACAACACUGCCCGCAAACAGGUCAACGUUCCAGAUCUGGUAAGAUUGAUUUCUUUUUUAAAAGGAAAAACAUAUAGCUUUUUAAUUGUUAAGAAGAAACUACCAAUAAAUAUUCCAGUGUUUCUCUCUGUAAUGCCUUUAUACACAUCUGUGGACCCCCUUUGGAAUUGUAUAAAAACUUAGAGUUAAAACGGUUUGAGCUGAUUAUGGGUCACAGGAGCUUCAAUAACUCCAUGCACCAGUGAGACAGAAUCACUCAAACAAAUGUAAAUAUUGCACAAACACCUGUAUCCAAAGUUUACGUGCUAGUCCUUCUAUGUACAUAAAAUCACGUCAAAAGUCACAUGUCCAUUGGGUUACUUCGGGAAAAGAAACUUUAGAAAAACAACCAUUAACGAUACUACGUUGUUUUGCUGCAAAGAACAACAAACUGAAAUAGGAAUCGAUCUAUCAAUGUUAUAAGUUAUUUCCGACCUAUAGCAGCUCCUAAGGUGUAUUCUAUCUGAUGGGACAUGCGGAAAAGCCUAACUCUCGUUUGGUUUGAAGGCUAAUACUAUUAUAGAAAAAGAGAAUACUCACAUGUAAGUCAAAGUUUUAACACAGUGAUAUUUUACGACUUUAAAAAAAAACCUAUCAACUCUAUUACACUGAUAAAUUGACGACCACAUUUUUCGAUGGCUUAAAUUGAUUAAGUAAAAUAAAAUGAACUUUAUUUCGACAUAUAUUGAUAUCAAUUCAAGUAAACACCAACAUUGUCUUCUUUACUUCCGUCUACGGUGCAUGGGACGAAAGUGUGGUCGUAAACUCUUACAUUAUAGUGUAAUUAUUUUUGCUUAAUUUUAGGCCCUUGAACAUGUUGAAUUGCUUGACCUCUUUCAGGCAUGGAAUAUUACGCUGGAACGUUUUUCCCGGCAAUACAUUAGCAGCUGUGUAUAUAAACACAGUGGUGGCCCGUAUGGAGAAAACUUGUAUGUGUCUUCUCGUAAGUCAUUUUUUACAGUUUAAGACAUUAUCAUUAACUAAACCUAAACAUCGAGACAUUAUCUAUUAUUAACUUAACGUAGGCAACAAGGCACUAACUAUCAUUACCUAAGACUAAAUAUCAAGACGUUAACUAUCAAUGACUAAGACGAAGUAUCAAGAAUUAACUAUCAUUAACGAAGUCUAAAUAUCAAGACAUUAACUAUGAUUAACUAAGUCUUACUAUCAAGUCACUAACUAUCAUUAACUUAACCUAAACAUCAAGACAUGAACAAUCAUUAGGUAAGUUUAAAUAUCAAAACAUUAGCUAUCAUGAACUAAACCCAAAUAUCAAUGUGAUAUUAAAUGUCAAGGACUGUCAUUACAUUGACAAGAAAAUUAUCAUAAAGUAAAAAAGUUAACAAAAUAUUUUCCAACCAACCCCCCCCCCCCCAAACACACAUUUUUUGGCGGGCCAUGCAACAAAAGCAACAACAACAAGAAAAGCAAAAACAUCAUUAUGGAUAUUAACGUGCUCCUAUUUGACUCCAGCCACCGAUGUCAAUAAUACGCGUGUGGCUGAGGCCUCUGUGGCGGGAUGGAACAGUGAGAAGGCGUUAGUGGACUACCCCACCUGGAAAUGCAUCCUGACUGGAAAAUGUGGACAUUACUCACAGGUUAGUGGUCAAAGUUAUUUUUUUUUAUUGCUACUUGAGAACUUCACUAACCUCAUCAAGGAAACUCACCAAAGAACCUCACUUAACUCAUCGAGGAACUUUACUGAGCUCACCAAGUAAAUUCACUGAACUCAUCAAAGCAAUUUCACUAAACUCACAAAGGAACUUCAAUGAAAUAACCAAAGAACUUCGUUGAAAUUACCCAGGAACUCCGUGGGGAACAGCUGUACACUGAUAUCUGAUGAGAAAAAAUAAGACCCUCAAAUCUGUACUUGUUCAAAGACACGACAAAAAAAUGAGUUUCUUUAUUUUCACACCAUAUUUUGUCAUUGUUCAUUUUGACAUUGAAAUGUGCCUAAUCAAACCUAGAUAUUGACUUUAAAUUAGAUCUAUAUUCUGAUCUUUCAUAUUGAACAAACUAAUCAUACAAAAAAAUGAGUUUCUUUACCUUUCCCACCAUAUUUUGUCAUUGUUCAUAUUGACAUUGAAAUGUGCCUAAUCAAACCUAGAUAUUGACUUUAAAUUAGAUCUAUAUUCUGAUCUUUCAUAUUGAACAAACUAAUCAUACAAAAAAAUGAUGCACAACAUAUUUUUACCUUUAUUUAUUUUAUUUUUUUAUAAUUCUUUUUUUUUUCGAAGUGGCUAUUCGCACCCGGGUACAAGAAGUAAGAGGUUGGAUUAAAAAACUAAUUAAAAUGUUAUUGGUGGGUUUGUAAGACAAAAUUAUGUAUCAAAUGAAAGAUAAUUGCAUGGACCAUGGGGACGUCUAUUAAUUACGUCCACAAUAUUUCCGCAAUUUUUGACCCCCCCUCCCUCCCCAUGGUCAACAACUGUCAAACUUUCGAUGACCCCCCCCNAUUAAUUACGUCCACAAUAUUUCCGCAAUUUUUUACCCUCCCUCCCUCCCCAUGGUCAACAACUUUCAAAAUUUCGAUGACCCCCCCCCCCCCCUAUUUAAUUAUGUCAAACUUGUAUAAGCCCUCUCCCCAAAAAAAUGAAUUAGAAUAUAAAUAAAUGUUUAAAUAUAUUUUAAUUUGUGCUGAUGUAUUUGUAAUAACAAAGAAUUGUAGGAAACACACUUCAUUACAGCUUUAGCUUGUUAAUCAGUAUAGCUGACAAUUAUAGUAGAGUUUCUAGCGGCUAUAUCUUCAAAUGGAGUAGCCAGGUGUUGUUCUAUCGUAACAAUGGGCAUCAGUGACAUCAUUUGGGUAGGGCAGGGGGUUCCCCCCCCCGAUUUUGCUGGUUUAAAUUGCUAUGCACUGUGGCACCUCCAGUUCUAAACAACUUAACAAGCCGACCAAGUUUUGUUUCCCCCACCCCCCUACACUCCCUUCCCCUGAAAAAAACCUGAAACAAUGCCCCUGAUGGGCAAAAUGCAAAGUAGCUGAUUUAUCAUUUUCAUCUUGUGGAACUGAUACACCAGACAAGUCAACAUCAUCCUUAUCUAACCAUUCAGCGCUUAAAAUAGAAGUAUUGUCUGUGUGAGCAAUAAUUGCCAUAAGCUCUCUCUGUCUUUGAGGUGGCUUAGUUGUUAUUGAACACCGAUGAGUGUGUAUUUUUUAUUGAACACCGUGUACAAUGAUGUGUUAUUUAUUCUAGGGAGCGGAUUAAGAGAAAAAUGACAGGUGAAGAGAUGCCAACUGUUGACUUCUCUUGCACUAACAAAGUGUGCUAACAUUCUGACCAGCCAUCUGCAGUGCACAUAUAGACACACAUUAACUAACUCUUUUAUUGUUAAAAGCCUAAAUAUGUAAGACUAUUUACACUCAUUAAAUUGUUUAAAAUAAUGUAAGCACCAGUCAAUUAAAAAAACUGAUUUCCUUAUUCCACGUAGGUCGUAUGGAAAACUACAAAAACUGUUGGAUGUGCCAUCAUAAACUGUGAGCCACCAUUCAACAACUUGGUGGUGUGUGAGUACUGGCCACGGUAA
Messenger RNA from Lymnaea stagnalis (great pond snail), 3767 nucleotides. The record is from the annotation of a GenBank genome assembly. Lineage: Eukaryota; Metazoa; Mollusca; Gastropoda; Lymnaeidae.